AUGCCGUGGGAGCGGCGAGGCAGUAAUGCGCGUUUGCCGCAACACAUUCCACCGCGCUGGAGUUCCUGCCUGAAGCCGAUGCCAAACAAAGCAAACUGCAAAACCUACGCCACCCCCCCCCCCACCAAAGCCCAUCUGACCAGCACGCAUCACCUCGAUUGUUGCCGGCUGAGGGCAAACCAGGGUUUGGGGAACCGAGCAGGCUGCAAAGGAACCGAGCCAGUGGCGGACCAAAGUGAAGCUCGGGCACCUCCAAUACCCCCAAAGCCAAAUUUCACACGCCGGGCCGCAAGGAACGCACAGCAGAAUAAAAUGUGCCCCAGCGCCUCCUCACCCACGCCGCUGCGAAACCACAGCGCCUCUCCCCACCAUGUGCUAUCCUUGUAA
Molecule: messenger RNA, 387 nt
Organism: Trypanosoma rangeli
Lineage: Eukaryota; Euglenozoa; Kinetoplastea; Trypanosomatida; Trypanosomatidae
Exons: 1
Coding region: 1-387 (128 amino acids)
Source: RefSeq, a predicted model, not a curated record